AUCAGUCAUAGCUAACUGUGUGAGCGAAGAAAAUGAAGCUGCCUUGGCUCGUGAUGCCUCUUCUAACUUUACAGUUUUGUGGAGUUGAUUUCAGCGUGGCCGGAUCAGGUAAUGGUGACAGGUGGCAGAUAUACCUUGAAAAGAUCACCAAAGCCACACAACAAUACAAGCCUUGCAGCCCAAACAACUGCAGUUGCCAUCUCAGUGUCUUGAAUGAUGACUUACGACCUUUCAGAGGGGGAGUGUCUGAGGAGCUCAUGGCGGAUACGCUUCGUCGUGGCGUGGGCACCCAUUACCAAAUUAUUAAUGGUAAACUGUAUCGGGAACAGAACUGUAUGUUCCCAGCCAGGUGUAGUGGGGUGGAGCACUUCAUCCUGCAGGUGAUUGACAAGUUGCCAGACGUGGAGAUGGUGGUGAACGUGCGGGACUACCCUCAGGUGCCAGGCUGGGUGCAGCCUAUCCUGCCUGUCCUGUCUUUCAGUAAGACUGCUAACUACCAGGACAUAAUGUAUCCUGCCUGGACGUUUUGGGAGGGGGGCCCGGCGGUAUGGCCCAUAUAUCCCACUGGACUAGGACGAUGGGACCUCAUGAGGGACGACCUUAAAAAAUCGGCAGCACAGUGGCCCUGGAAUAGGAAAGAGUCCAGAGGAUUCUUCAGAGGCUCCAGGACUAGUCCUGAGCGGGACCCCCUGGUCCUUCUGUCCAGAGAGGCUCCAGACCUGGUGGAUGCUGAGUACACCAAGAACCAGGCCUGGAAGUCUGAGAAGGACACGCUAGGUAGACCACCAGCUAAGGAGAUUCCCCUGGUGGAGCACUGCCAAUACAAGUACCUGUUCAACUUCCGGGGCGUGGCGGCCAGCUUCCGCCUCAAGCACCUGUUCCUGUGUGGCUCUCUGGUCUUCCAUGUUGGGGAGGAGUGGCUGGAAUUCUUCUAUCCCCAGCUGCUGCCCUGGGUACACUACAUUCCUGUCAAACAGGACCUCUCUGACCUCAGGGAACUGCUACAGUUUGUGAAAGAAAACGAUGACGUCGCUCAAGAGACUGCCGUUAGGGGUCAGCGGUUCAUCCUGGACCACCUGAGGAUGGAGGACGUGUCGUGUUACUGGGAGAGACUCCUCACUGAGUUUGGUGGGCUGCUCAAGUACAAACUCCAGAGGAAGACUAACUACAAUCAGGUCAUCCACAAGCAUGGGAGGACAGAACUGUGACAGAGUCAGGGGGUCACUCUGUAUGGAAUAUAUGGAGGCAGCUCCAGUCCAUAGAUAGCUGCAGAUUGAUAUUUGUUCACACUGCUUAUUAAUGUCCCUAUUGCUGGUCUUAGAAUGAGGAAUUACUGGUCUUCACAUUUAGGCUGUGGUCUCCCCAUAGAUUCUCCAUAGGGUUAGAUGUAAUGGAGUACCUUUUAAUGUAUUGUGUUAUAGAAGAUUUAGGAGCUGAAAAACGCUAGGAGAAGAAAGUGGCUAUUUGGGAUUGAAAUUGCCAUUGGGAUUAGCACACAGAAAGAGUAGCAUACUUUAUAUGUUGCUUCUAUUGCACAGUUUACAGUUUGUAUUUAGCAGACCUGGGUUCAAAUAAUGUUUAGGGUAUUAGAAUUACUUUCAAAUAUAUUUGGAAGUAAUUAUUUCAAUAUUUUUUUAUUUGAAAAGACAAGUAGUUGAAUAUUGGUAAGUAAAAAUACCAAAAUACACUGACUCAA
Messenger RNA from Coregonus clupeaformis (lake whitefish), 1696 nucleotides. It is a transcript of the gene poglut1, whose product is annotated as protein O-glucosyltransferase 1. Bases 33 to 1208 code for a protein of 391 amino acids. The record is from RefSeq and is a predicted model, not a curated record. Gene Ontology annotation, molecular function: UDP-glucosyltransferase activity; UDP-xylosyltransferase activity. The transcript is spliced from 10 exons. NCBI's taxonomy places the organism in Eukaryota, Metazoa, Chordata, Actinopteri, Salmoniformes, Salmonidae. Gene Ontology annotation, cellular component: endomembrane system. Gene Ontology annotation, biological process: positive regulation of Notch signaling pathway; protein O-linked glycosylation.